AGUUCAUCUUCUCAAGAAUGCCCAUCUGUGAGCAUAUGGCAGAGUCUCCGGACUGUUCCCAGAUGUCCAACGUGGUCUGCGGCACUGACGGGGUCACAUAUAACAGCGAAUGCCAGCUCUGCUUGACCCGGAUAAAAACCAAACAAGACAUCCAGAUUGUGAAGGAUGGCCAAUGCUGAUCCCACAGGAGCCUCUUAUGCCAUGACGCUUCAGGAUGGAGAACAGUGGUGGAAGUGGAGAGGAUGUGACAUGAAAUAAAAGAUCCAGCCUAACCCAG
This is a messenger RNA of Pteropus alecto (black flying fox), 277 nucleotides long. It is a transcript of the gene SPINK4, whose product is annotated as serine peptidase inhibitor, Kazal type 4. Gene Ontology annotation, molecular function: serine-type endopeptidase inhibitor activity; protein binding. The record is from RefSeq and is a predicted model, not a curated record. The transcript is spliced from 3 exons. The coding region runs from base 18 to 179 and encodes 53 amino acids. Lineage: Eukaryota; Metazoa; Chordata; Mammalia; Chiroptera; Pteropodidae.